CCCUUUCCAAGGUAUACAAGGGCCUGUGACUCUCUUUUCCCUGCAAACCAAACCAGGCAGAACAAAGAGUAUUAAUUGACAGUCAUCAGCUUGUUCUUCUCCUCUGUGUCAGCCAAUCACCACCUCAGCAAAGAUGGCAUCAGUCUUUCCGUUGCCUUUGUUGCUCUGUUUGUCCAGCGGACUGUUGACUGCAUAUGGUCAAGCUUCCUGUCCUCCUUAUUGGACUCAGUUUGGCUCUCGUUGUUUCGCUUUCCACAUCCGGACAAAGACCUGGUCCGAGGCAGAGAUCUUCUGCCAGAUCGUUGGUGGGAAUCUGGCUUCCAUCCACUCAGAUGAAGAACAUACAUUCAUCAAAAACUACAUUAACCAAGUGUCCGGUGAACAGAGAACUUCCUGGAUCGGAGGCACUGACACAGUGAAGGAGGGUACGUGGUUGUGGACUGAUAGAUCCGAUUUCACCUACAAAAGCUUCAAUGCGGGGGAGCCUAACAACCGCGGUGGAGCGGAGAACUGUCUUUUGAUGAAUUGGGGCGGAGCAAACUGGAACGACUUGGCUUGUAACAACCAGGCUUCUUUCGUGUGCUCCAAGAACCUGUAACUCUAACGAGCCAUCAUGAUGCCUCUACAGCUCAUCUAUAAUCUCUAUCAUUGAUUCUCUUUCAGUUUGUUCAGCAUCUUUGCUUGAUCUUGAAGCAGGGGGCGGAACUUGAAGGGUCUUGCGGACUGCAAACGGACUCACUUGGCUUUUUUUUUUAAGCACAUGAUGGGAAAUCUUCAACUUGUUUUCUGCUAUUAAUACUUUAUACAAUAUUAAGAUUUUUUUAGAAGAAGUUUUACAUUAAAUAAGCAAUCUUCAAACUCCAA
Messenger RNA from Sander lucioperca (pikeperch), 864 nucleotides. Its product is annotated as galactose-specific lectin nattectin-like. Bases 134 to 598 code for a protein of 154 amino acids. The transcript is spliced from 7 exons. The record is from RefSeq and is a predicted model, not a curated record. Lineage: Eukaryota; Metazoa; Chordata; Actinopteri; Perciformes; Percidae.